AUGUCUCGUUCUCCAUUGAAAUUUUUAACACCAAAUUUAAAAACUUCAUCAGAAAGUAUCAAAUCGAAAUUAGAUUAUUCUGAGUUAUCAUCACCAAAUUUUAAAUCGUUUAUUAAACAAACAAUUCAGAAACCAAAGAAUAACGUGAAAAAUUUUGAUGAUUCAAUAAUAAGUUUAAAUACCGAUUUAUCAUCCUCACAUUAUCAUAGCUAUUUAUUUAAUCAACAGCAAAAUCGACUUCAUCAAAAACCAGUAUUAAAUAACAGUUUACAUAAAACCCCAUACUCAACACUAAAUUCGACAAUGUGCGAAUAUGAAAACUCAAAACGUCGACAAUCAUUUUUACAAUUCAAUCGAGGAAUAAUUCAGUUGAGUCUCGUAGCAAAUGAAAAUUUAUUGACAUUGCACAUAAUACAAGUAAAAAAUAUUGAUGUAAAACGUACUUUAUGCUGUUCAAACAUUCUCGUCAAAAUUACGAUUAUUCCUGAUGAAAAACCAUUGGAGUGCAAUACACGUGUUGUUCCUAAUUUGAAUAAUAAUCCAACAUUUAAUGAAAAAUUUUCGUUUGAAUUAACCGGUGAUGAUUCAAAAAAGCGUGUUUGUUUAUCCGUAUAUGAAUACAAUGAAAAUAAUAGUGAUAUUCAAUUACAUGGAUGUUUAUCGUUUGGUAUCAAAAACUUGAUAAAAAAACGAAAAGUUCAUGGAUGGUUUUAUUUAUUGCAAGAUGAUGUAGGUAUAUUUCGUCAUCGAAAAGUUAUUGAACAUAUUGAGAAACAUAUAUCGGCGAUAAAUCGUGACGUUAUGAAAAUGGAAGAACAUCAAAUUAUUAUACCACGUGGACAAGAAAAUUUUGGUUUUACGGUUGUUGGUCAAUGUCCAACAUUUGUUGGUCGAGUUGAUAAUAAUUCAUCAGCAGCUGUAGCUGGCUUGAGAGCGGGUGAUUAUAUUGUAAAAAUUAAUGGAAAAAAUGUAUCACGAGCUCAAAAAGAUACUGUUUCACAUUUAAUAAAAAAUUUGCGAAAAGCUAUUACACUUGAUAUUCAUCGUCCAUCAUCAUCCAUUUGUACAGAUUCAAAUCGUGAUUUAUUAUCAUUAUUAUCAUCAACAGGAACCGCUUCUACAUCCGCAGAAUCAUCAACAUGCUCCGAAUCUUCUUAUCUUCAUUCCUUAUCGUCUUAUGUGUGUGAUCAAAAUCGUUAUCAACAACAAGAACACAGUGAAUAUAGUCACAAAAGUAAACAAGUACAAAAACGCGCAUUUGUAUCAUUAGGACAACUUGGUCACUAUAUUGAACCAAAACCGUUAGGAAAAGCCUCAUCACAAACAAUAAUUGAAACAAAUAAUGCAUCAGUUUUAGCCCAAAAGGGUUCACCCACAAUAACGCUAGUUUAA
Didymodactylos carnosus is the source of this 1392-nucleotide messenger RNA. The record is from the annotation of a GenBank genome assembly. Lineage: Eukaryota; Metazoa; Rotifera; Eurotatoria; Philodinida; Philodinidae.